AUGGACUUGUUUGAGAGCAGAGGAGGCAGACUGGAUGUGAUUGCAGAAGAAGCUGAGCACCAGCAGUUAAGCAGAGAGUUGAUCGUAAUGGCAGGCAAGGAAGGGAGGGCGACCCAAGGAGUUUCCACCUUCCAGAGGUUUUCUGUCGACACCAACGAGUCCCUUCACUUUGAGCCCUGUGAGGACAGCCUUCCAUCUCCCACUGGGCCAGAAGAUGGACUUGAUGACAAUGUGUUUAAAGAGGGCGAAACCGAGGGUGAGAUCGUCUCAGUCAGGAAUCGUUUGCAAGGGAAAGUUGCUGAGAUGGAGAACUUUGCAGGUCAUCUGGAAGAAAUCUUUCUCACUGUGGAGGAGAAUUUUGGCCGUCAGGAGCAGCACUUGGAGCAGCACUACAACGAUGUGCUACUGACGUUGUCUCAACGGUACGACGAGAGGGCGGCCGGACUGGAGGAGGAGAAGAAGGGCAAGCUGGAGGCCCUUUACAAGCAGCUGCUGGCUUGUGGUCGGGCGAUGGAUGCCUCCAAGGAGCUCAUUGAGACGGCCCAGGAGGUCUACCGCAGCCAAGACGAGAGGCUUUUCCUGAAGGCUGUUAUGCCGACCAUUAAAAGAAUCGAGGACUUUGCCAAAGAGGAGGUUGACCUUACAUUGUCUGCACAUCUUGAGUUUAACACACCACUUGCUGACAUGUCAGAUGUCAAAACCAUGAUGGACACUAUCAACGUUGUUCCAGCUCCAUCUGCCCCGGUAAUCAACCCCCAGAUGCCCAACUCUGCCAGCCAGACGUCCCUGCGUGUGUGCUGGAGCCUGUUCUCCGACGACACAGUGGAGUAUUAUGAGCUUUUCUACAGACCGGUGCUGGAGGACACUCCAGCAGACAGCACCUGUGCACCACAUGUAAGCAAGGUGAACGUGAAGGAGACCCACUGCACUGUGGCAGAUCUGCUGCCCAAUGCUCAGUAUGAACUCUGGGUGACUGCGACCAACACCACGGGCAUCAGCCCAGCGAGCGAGAAGGCCUUAUACAUGACCGUGCCAUCGCCUCCAGUGAUCAAGCAGAGGGAGUGUACCAGCUGUCCAGAGGCUGCUCUGAUCCGCUGGGAGUCAGGGAACACCAACCCCGUCGACUCUUACACUGUGGAGCUCAGUGAGAUGGGUACUGAUGGCACAGAGAGUGCUUUUACUGAGUCUAUUGUAGCCGUGCCCACCUGUCAGUGUCUGAUUCAGCUGCAGACAGGACGCCGUUACCUCAUCUCUGUGAGAGCAGUCAACAUCGGCGGACCGAGCGGCAGGAGUGAAGUUAUUACCGUCUCCACAACAGGUACAUUCUUCUACCUCCUGGAGGACACUGCACAUUCUUGCCUGUCCAUCUCUGAAGACGGCUUCACCAUGUUUUAUGGAGAUGAGGAGAUGCCAAUCAGCGCUAUGGCCUUAGAUGAUAACAACACCUUUAACAGAUGUGUAGCUGUCCUGGGGGAUCUGAUCCCAGUGCGAGGCAGACAUUACUGGGAAGUGGAGGUGGAUGACGCAACAGAGUUUAGGAUCGGAGUUGCAUCCAAGGACACAGAGAGGAACUCGUACCUCGGAGCCAACAACACCUCCUGGUGUAUGAGACACAUUCUCACUCCAUCCAGGCAUAAAUAUGAGUUUCUGCACAAUGGCUGUAGUCCUGACCUGAGGAUUACAGUGAACCCAGUGCGGAUAGGAGUGGCACUUGACUACGGGAGGGGGACUCUGUCCUUUUUUAAUGUGGAUCUGGAACAACACCUACACACCUUCCACUGUCACUUCAGAAAUGUUGUCCAGCCCUGCUUUGGCCUGGACAACCCGGGAGCUCUUACUGUACACAAUGGCAUCGAGGCGCCCGGGUACACAUUCACCUGACACCAGCGUUAAGAUGGAAUAAAACCCAGGACUGGAAGAGUGUGAAAUAACAUUGUUUUUAUUACUUAAAGUUCUGGGUGACAGCCCCAAUAAAACAAAACCCCAAACAUUGUGAGCACCCAAAUUCAUACAAAUAAAAAGCAUUUGUGAGCCUCAUUCAGCUGUAUAAAAUGUGAUGGAUCCAAACACAAUAAGGGGUUUUCAGGUGUUUUUAUUAUAGUAUUCCACGGGAAUAGGCACACACCAUUUUCCAAGAUAAGAAAAAAAGUUAACUUAAUUUUACAAUAUGUAUUUUUAGCAUCAGUAAUUGCAGCAGACCAAGUGUUUAAAUUCAAAAGGGAAAUAAGGGGCUUGUUUUAGAUGAACAAAAAUAUGCUUUGAAAAAGUGUUUUAAGAAAUAAAAAUCCAUUUAUAGUAAUAAAAUAGUACAUCUUAAAAAAAGGAAAAAUCCACCCUGAAUACUUCUACACUGUUAAAAGUGAAUAUUGUGUUUAAUAGUGAUAUAUAUAUUUUUUUUGUUAACAGAAAAUGUCUUUGCCAUUUAAGACAUUGUAAGUGUACGUUUUCAGGCUUCUAUCAAGUCAGCAAUAACACAAAGGAGAAAAA
Molecule: messenger RNA, 2487 nt
Organism: Cottoperca gobio
Lineage: Eukaryota; Metazoa; Chordata; Actinopteri; Perciformes; Bovichtidae
Gene: fsd2
Product: fibronectin type III and SPRY domain containing 2
Molecular function (GO): protein binding
Source: RefSeq, a predicted model, not a curated record